AUGAUGCCCACCGGAAGACCCGCCUUCCCUUACCGGCGAGGUUCCAAUGCCUCCGAAGACGAUUUCUUCGAUAUCGCCGACGAGCCCUUCUUUUCAAUAUUCAAGCGCCAGCUACGACAUAUCCGAACAUGGGUUGUAGUGGCCCUUAUCGUCGUGUUUAUCUUGUGGCAACGACGUGAACGGCCUCCGCCACCGCCCUUACCACAUAUCCACUACGACGAGGUCGACUGGUCGCGCUAUGCAUAUACCCAGUAUGCGACCAACGAAGUCUACUUGUGCAACUGCCUGAUGGUCUUUGAGGCCCUGCAUAGACUCGGCAGCAAGGCGGAUCGCGUGCUGUUCUACCCAGAGGAGUGGGACCUCAUCGUUGAGGAUGAUGUAGAUCGCGUCAGCCAGCUGCUGCUGGAGGCUAAGCUCAGGUAUAAGGUGAUGCUGAUCCCGAUCAAGAUCGAGGGUAUCCAGGAUACAUCUGGCGCCGGCUCUCAGGCCUCAUGGGAUACAAGCACCGCCAAGCUCAUGGCAUUCGGCGAGCACGAAUACGAUCGUGUCAUCCACCUCGACUCCGACGUAAUCCUUCUCCAAACAAUGGACGAGCUCUUUUUCCUCCCACCCACCACAGUCGCCAUGCCACGCGCCUACUGGCUCCUGCCGGAAAAGACGCUAUCGUCGCUACUAGUGGUCAUUCAACCCUCUCUCCGAGAAUACCUGGCCUUGACCGACAUCACCUCUCUCGCCAAGAAUAAUCAGGUCGAUAUGAACUUGACUGAACACCGGUACGACAUGGAGCUAUUGAACAGGAGGUACGGCGACUCCGCGAUGGUUCUUCCACACCGACAGUACGGUCUGUUGACAGGGGAGUUCCGGAAGAAGGACCAUCGCAAUUUCCUGGGAAACGAGGAUGAAGUCUGGGAUCCGGACCAUGUCCUGGCGCAAGCGAAAUUCGUCCACUUUUCUGAUUGGCCUUUGCCGAAGCCGUGGAUCAUGUGGCCGCAAGAUCAGUUGGCUGCGGAGCAGCCCAAGUGUGACAAUAAUCCUGGUACGCCGCAGGAGAGUGGGUGUCGGGAUCGGGAGAUCUGGAAGAUGAUUUAUGAUAAAUAUCGGAGGCAACGAAAGGACGUCUGCAAGCUGCUCAGUUACCCGGCGCCGGUUUAA
Molecule: messenger RNA, 1152 nt
Organism: Penicillium bovifimosum
Lineage: Eukaryota; Fungi; Ascomycota; Eurotiomycetes; Eurotiales; Aspergillaceae
Exons: 3
Coding region: 1-1152 (383 amino acids)
Molecular function (GO): glycosyltransferase activity
Source: RefSeq, a predicted model, not a curated record